Messenger RNA from Trichomonas vaginalis G3, 2049 nucleotides. RefSeq lists its product as uncharacterized. The transcript has a single exon. The coding region runs from base 1 to 2049 and encodes 682 amino acids. NCBI's taxonomy places the organism in Eukaryota, Parabasalia, Trichomonadida, Trichomonadidae. The record is from RefSeq and is a predicted model, not a curated record.
AUGCAUCAAUGUUUCGAUUUUUUAUCGAGUUUAAUACCUCAAGACAAUGGUGCUAUCAAAGCGAUAGACUCAAGGGAAGUGGACAAAUUAAAAAAGGAUAUCAUACAAGCAAACAGAAUCAUAUUAAACUACAAUUUAAUUCCCGGAAAGCUAUGUUUACCAUUUGAAGAUGCCACUAAGGAAGUGUCCUACAUACAGAAGACAUCUUUCUUUCCCUUUUUCGGAGUUUCGCAGAUUGCGCAAAGCUCAAAUUUUGUUAUCAACUUUAUUUAUCAAAAUCCCAGAUUAUUCGCAUCGCUCAUCCUAUCAUUAAUCAAUAAAGAGUAUUUUGCCAGCUUUGCAUACAUCAUAAUGCCACAACUUUUCGCGUAUUUUUCCAGCCAAGAGAAUUUAGUUGAUGCAGGCAAUUUUUAUAACGAAAUACUUGAACAAUAUACUGGAGAUAUUCAAAGGCUAUAUCCUUUAUUCGUCCCUUUCUUUCGUUCAGGAGGAGUUUACAUUUUUAUCGAAUCUGUUUCAUCAAAUUUUCUUCAGCAGUUCAUGAUCGACAUUUCCGUACCUCAAAAUAAGAAUCUUAACGUACUUAUACCAAUUCACUCUGCUUUUUUAAUUGAUUGUAUAAGAACUAACCUUUGUAAGCUUCCUUUUCAGCAUCUAUCAAUUCUAUUACAAAUAUUUAAUCGUAUAUCUACAGAAAGAUUCUUAGAUUUCUUCUUUGACCUAUUUGUUUCACCUUUAACCCUAAUUUGGUUGAAAUCCGCUUCACAACCAUCAGAUUUUUCACUUUUUGAGAAGAUUUUCAAAAAUUUGAGACAGAAAACAGACGAAAUAUCAGCUUUGCUCGCUGAGUUAAAGGUUGUUCGGACAACUUUUGAACCUCCGAAGUUAUAUGACCAGCAAAAUGACAAUUAUCAGCUUGUUUACAUACGUGUAUCGGAUAUAAUCCUUAUUGCGAACCUUCUCAACUCAAAAAACAUGCUUCCUUCGAUGCUUUCGAUAUCUGAAUUUAAUAAUAUCGAUGAAAGUAUUCAUUCUGUGUACUUUUGGUGUCAGAUAUACCAACAUUAUCCAAAACAGCAUUCAAAACCAACAAUAUAUCCUUUGAUUUUCGAAAAUUUGAAACAAUUUGAACUUCCAUCUGUUGAAAACCCAACAGAAAUACAGAAACUCAUAAAACAAUUUAUGAUAAAAGCAAAGGCUAAUGGAGAAAACAUAUUGACAUAUGCAUUAAGUCAAACAGAAAAACAUAACUUAGAUUAUAAUUAUUCUUUAGCUUUUUUGACAAACACAUUGAUCCAAGAAGCGAAUUCAUUCGAAAGGUUCAUUUGUGAACAAGAAAAAGUGUCUCAAAUCAAGAAAUGGAGAGAAAUUUUGGAUGAAUUUAAGGAAUCUUAUAUUAACAGACGAUUAGAACAUAUUAUAUCCCAUGAGAAACUGAAUACCAACGCAAUCAACUCAUUUAGAACCAUUUAUGACCGACAAUCUCAUUUUAUUUCGAUGAUUCUUUUCGCGAUUGAGAAAUUUGUCCCUAAGAUAUAUAAAUCAUUUGAGUUCGAAAUAACGGAAAUGCAGGACAUUUGGGACAAAUCCGUGAAAAACGCGAUUUCAACUUUAUCUGUUACUCCUUUUGGUAAAUUCCUUGGUGAACAGAGACCAAUAGUAAGAGAACAUGUUACAAAUACUAUUAAACUAAUAAGAUGUACCUGGAAACUUCCUUUUCAAAACAGAUUUCAUUUGAUUUUGAAAGCCUUUGAUAUUUUGGAAGGAAUCAAUGAUAUAACUGGUUACCAAAAUAAAACACCAUCAAUUGUCCUUCAGCAAGUCAGAGGAAACAUAAUUGUCCCAACUUUUGUAAUUUUGAAUUCCUUAGCGAUGUCGAACAAAUUAUUCUUUAAGAAUAUUCCUGAUGAGUCAAAAAAACUCUGGAUCGAGUUUGAAAGUUCAAUUUUGAUAUAUUUCGCUGCAUCUAAUAGUAUUUCACAAUUAGUCGACUUGCAGCAACAAAUAUCAUCAAAGUUCUCUAAGAAACUUUACAGUCCUUUCAAAUAA